AAGUGCUGGGAUUACAGGCGUGAGCCACCGCGCCAGGCCUCAUAGGAACAAAUGUUAACCUUUUCUGUAUUUGCUUCAGAUCUUUUUUACAAUUGAAAUAAACACUGUAGAUAAGGUUGUGGAGUACCAUUUGAAUCCUCAGUUCCAUUCUCCCUUCUUCUCAAAGGUAACCACUAUCAUGAAUUUGAUGUCUUUCUUUCCAGUCCCUGUUUUUAUACUUUUACUAAUUAUAUAUGCAGUCGUAAACCAUAUGUAACAUUUGUAUUUAUACAAUAGCAUUGUACUGCAGGUAUAUUUCUGCAGUUUGUAUUUGGAAACUGUCCAUUUAUUACAUAUAGCUUUUAUUUUUACAUUGCUAUUAGUCUAUCAUUUCUAUAUAUGACAUUAUAUUUAUUGAUUCUACGUGUAACCUCUGAACUGUGUUCAGUUUUUCUCAUUACCAACAGAGAAAUGAAGAAGAUUAAGAAGUUCCUCACAAAAGUCUUCUUAUGUAGGAGAAUUUCUCUGCAGCAGGGUUUCUCCAUUUCAGCACUACUGAGAUUUAAGGCUGGAUAAUUCUUGGUUGUGAGGAGAUAUCUUAUGCAUUUUAGAAUGUUUAGCAGUAUCCAUGGCCUCUACUCACUAGAUGCCAAUAGUACCUUUCCAAUUGUGACAACCAAAAAUGUCUCCUGCCAAACAUCCCCUGUGCAGCAAAAUCACAGCUGGUUGAGAACAACUACAUUACUUGUGUGUACACAGAAGUGGAACUGCUGGUUCAAGUUAAAGUCUUAAGAUAUUCUUACUGGUACAGUUAUAGCCGGGAUUUUUUUUUUUUUUUUCACUGUGGCUCCUGGUGUGAGGGACCUUGGCCUAGACUAGCACUGGUUCUAUAGUACCAGGGGACAUGAGAGAGAACAUUGAGAUUUCAGUUUGAGAAUGGGUUGGAGACUGCUGUAUGGAUGCCUGUAUUCUCAACCUCCCACCCACACUAGACCUCUUUCCCUGAACAGAUUUUCUGAACUUGGGCAUUUGUCUUCUAUUAUUAUUGUUAUUGUUAUCAUUAUUUGAGGCAGGGUUUUGCUCUCACCCAGGCUGGAGUGCAGUGGCACGAUCACAGCUCACUGCAGCCUUGACCUCUUGGGCUUAAACAAUCCUUCCGCCUCAGUCUAUUGAGUAGCUGGGACCACAGGCGUGUACCACUCACUAUGCCUGGCUAAUUUUUAAAAACUUUUUGGCCAGGUAUGGUGGUUCACGCCUGUAAUCCCAGUACUUUGGUAGGCCAAGGCAAGCGAAUCAUGAGGUCAGAAGUUCGAGACCAGCCUGGACAGCAUGGUGAAACCCCGUCUCUACAAAAAAAAAAAAUACAAAAAUUGGCCGGGCAUGGUGGGGUGUGCCUGUGGUCCCAGCUACUCAGGAGGCUGAGGCAGAAUUGCUUGAACCCGGGAGGUGGAGGUUGCAGUGAGCUGAGGUCACGCCACUGCACUCCGGCCUGGGCAACAGAGCGAGACUCCGUCUCAAAAAAAGAAAAAAAAUUUUUUUUUCUUUUGAAACCGGGUAUUUUUGUGUCGCCCAGGCUGGAGUGCAGUGGUACAAUCACGGCUCACUGCAGUCUCGACCUCUUGGGCUUAAACAAUCCUCCCAGCUUAGUCUCCCAAGUAGCUGGGACCAGAGGCACGUGCCACCAUGCAUGGCUAAUUUAAGAAAAAGCUUUUGUAAAGGCCAGGUCUCCCUAUAUUGCCCCGGCUGGUCUUGAACUCUGAGGCUGAAGCAGUAAUCCUCGUUCAGCCUCCGAAAGUGCUGGGAUUACAGGCAUGAACCACUGCACCCAGACUUAAAAUUUUUUUGUAGAGAUGAGGUCUUGCUAUGUUGCCCUGGGUGGUCUCAAACCCCUAAGCCCAAGCGAUCCUCUUGCCUCAGCCUCCCAAAAUGCUGGAAUUAUAGGGAUGAACCAUGGUAUCUGGCUGGGCAACUGUCUUUUAAGGUGGAGUAGAUGAAGGAGAGAGAGAUCAUGGGGGUUUUAUUAUUUUUUUAAUUUUUGGUUCGAGAGAGGGUCUCACUCUGUCACCCAUGCUGGAGUGCAAUGGCGUGAUCUCGGCUCACUGCAACAUCCGCAUCCUGGGCUCAAAUGAUCCUCUUGCCUCAGCCUCCCAAGUAGCUGGGACUACAGGCAUGCACCGCCAUGCCUGCCUAAUUUUUGUAUGUUUUUGUAGAAACUGGGUUUCGACAUGUUGCCCUGGCUGGUCUUGAACUCCUGGACUCAAGUGAUCCACCCUCCUCAGCCUCCCAAAGCGCUGAGAUUAUAGGUGUAAGCCAGUGUGCCUGGCCUUAAUGUUCUGAUAUAAUGCUUAGAAUGUAGGGUGCCCUCAAUAAAUAUUUUUUGAGUUAAUCUUUGGGAAGAAUGAAGAUGAGGUUUAAGGGGAAAGUCAGCUGAGCUCUCUCAUUCCUCUGCCUUUGAAUUAAAUUACUGAAUUCAACACUACUGUGAGGAGGUGGAAAAGGGCUAGGAACAUUGUGAAGUGAGUCCAAAGUUUGAAAUGUCACUCUAACCUUCUCUUCUGGUAGGACUCAACAGUAGCCUUCCUUGAGGACCUGCCUUUCCCACUUGCUGCCUGAAGUUAAUGUUUCUUGCUGGCCAAAUCAGGGACAUGCCGGCAUUGUAAGGGCUGAUUAUCUGAUCCUCUUACUAAUUUAUUGGUUGGAGUCGGGUGAGCAGGGAGGAAAAGGGAUGCCUUGCUUUUCUUUUAUGGCUCUUUUAGCAUCUCAAGUCAUAGCCCAUAUGCCUCCUUUCUUGUUGAUCCUUCUUCCUAUAGCUUUGUUUUGUUUCCCCUUAUAGUUCCCUCUUAUGCUUUUCAUCUCCAUCCCCAUCCCCACCCACUGCCAGGGGGCUUGGGUUCUGAGCUGACGGGGUACCCCCCUCUGCAGAGCGGGAUGAGUGGGUGUUCCGGCAGGGAUGUGGUCAUUGACUGCCAGUGAGGGUGAGAGUACCACGGCCCACUUCUUCCUUGGAGCUGGAGAUGAGGGGCUGGGCACCCGUGGAAUAGGCAUGAGGCCAGAAGAGAGUGACAGCGAGCUCCUUGAGGAUGAGGAGGAUGAAGUGCCUCCUGAACCUCAGAUCAUUGUUGGCAUCUGUGCCAUGACCAAGAAAUCCAAGUCCAAGCCCAUGACUCAAAUCCUAGAGCGACUCUGCAGAUUUGACUACCUGACUGUUAUCAUUCUGGGAGAAGAUGUAAUCCUUAAUGAACCCGUGGAAAACUGGCCAUCCUGCCACUGCCUCAUCUCUUUCCACUCCAAAGGCUUUCCUCUGGACAAAGCUGUUGCUUACUCCAAGCUUCGAAACCCCUUUCUUAUCAAUGAUCUGGCCAUGCAGUAUUACAUCCAAGAUAGGAGGGAGGUGUACCGGAUCCUGCAGGAAGAGGGUAUUGAUCUGCCUCGAUAUGCUGUGCUCAACCGUGAUGCUGCCCGGCCUGAGGAAUGCAACCUGAUAGAAGGUGAAGACCAAGUAGAGGUCAAUGGAGCUGUCUUUCCCAAGCCCUUUGUGGAGAAGCCAGUGAGUGCAGAAGACCACAAUGUUUACAUCUACUACCCCAGCUCAGCUGGAGGAGGAAGCCAGCGUCUCUUUCGUAAGAUUGGUAGCCGAAGCAGUGUUUACUCUCCUGAGAGCAGCGUCCGAAAGACGGGGUCGUACAUCUAUGAGGAGUUUAUGCCAACAGAUGGCACAGAUGUCAAGGUGUAUACAGUGGGGCCAGAUUAUGCCCAUGCUGAAGCUAGAAAAUCUCCAGCUUUGGAUGGGAAGGUUGAACGAGACAGUGAGGGGAAAGAGAUUCGAUAUCCAGUCAUGCUGACUGCCAUGGAAAAGCUGGUGGCCAGGAAAGUCUGCGUAGCAUUCAAGCAAACAGUUUGUGGAUUUGACCUUCUUCAUGCCAAUGGUCAUUCCUUUGUGUGUGAUGUCAAUGGCUUUAGUUUUGUCAAGAACUCCAUGAAAUACUACGAUGACUGUGCCAAGAUUCUAGGGAACACCAUAAUGCGGGAGCUUGCCCCACAGUUCCAGAUUCCAUGGUCCAUCCCCACGGAGGCUGAGGACAUUCCCAUUGUUCCCACCACAUCUGGCACUAUGAUGGAACUUCGUUGUGUCAUUGCAAUUAUUCGUCAUGGGGAUCGUACUCCCAAGCAGAAGAUGAAGAUGGAAGUGAAACACCCAAGGUUUUUUGCUCUGUUUGAAAAACAUGGUGGCUACAAGACAGGGAAAUUAAAACUCAAGCGACCUGAGCAGCUCCAGGAGGUGCUGGAUAUCACAAGGCUGUUGUUGGCUGAACUGGAGAAAGAACCAGGUGGUGAGAUCGAGGAGAAGACUGGAAAACUAGAGCAGCUGAAGUCUGUAUUGGAGAUGUAUGGUCACUUCUCAGGUAUAAACCGGAAGGUACAAUUGACUUACUACCCUCAUGGAGUAAAAGCUUCUAAUGAGGGGCAAGAUCCACAGAGGGAAACUCUGGCCCCAUCUCUGUUGCUGGUACUGAAAUGGGGUGGAGAACUGACUCCUGCUGGCCGUGUUCAGGCUGAGGAGCUGGGGCGAGCUUUUCGCUGCAUGUAUCCUGGAGGACAGGGCGACUAUGCUGGCUUCCCUGGUUGUGGGCUGCUUCGUCUCCAUAGCACUUUCCGCCACGAUCUCAAGAUCUAUGCCUCUGAUGAGGGUCGUGUUCAGAUGACUGCUGCUGCCUUCGCCAAGGGCCUUCUGGCUCUAGAAGGGGAGCUGACACCCAUUUUGGUACAAAUGGUGAAGAGUGCCAACAUGAAUGGGCUACUGGACAGCGAUGGGGAUUCUUUGAGCAGCUGCCAGCACCGGGUGAAGGCUCGGCUGCACCAUAUUCUACAGCAGGAUGCGCCCUUUGGCCCUGAGGACUACGAUCAGCUGGCUCCCACCAGAAGUACUUCCCUGCUCAACUCCAUGACUAUCAUCCAGAAUCCUGUGAAGGUCUGUGAUCAGGUAUUUGCCCUGAUUGAAAACCUCACCCACCAGAUCCAGGAACGAAUGCAGGACCCCAGGUCUAUAGACCUGCAACUCUACCACAGUGAGACACUAGAGCUAAUGCUACAGCGUUGGAGCAAGCUGGAGCGUGACUUUCGACAGAAGAGUGGGUGCUAUGAUAUCAGUAAGAUCCCUGACAUCUAUGACUGUGUCAAGUAUGACGUGCAGCACAAUGGGAGUCUGGGACUUCAAGGCACAGCAGAGUUGCUCCGUCUCUCUAAGGCACUGGCUGAUGUGGUCAUUCCUCAGGAGUACGGGAUCAGUCGGGAGGAGAAACUGGAAAUUGCUGUGGGCUUCUGUCUUCCACUGUUGCGGAAGAUACUACUUGACCUGCAGAGAACCCACGAGGAUGAGUCUGUCAACAAGCUACUUCCCCUGUACUCCCGAGGCGUGCUCUCCCCAGGUCGCCACGUUCGAACGCGUCUCUAUUUCACCAGUGAGAGCCACGUCCACUCCCUGCUCAGUGUCUUCCGUUAUGGAGGACUUCUUGAUGAGACCCAGGAUGCACAAUGGCAGCGAGCUUUGGAUUAUCUUAGUGCCAUCUCAGAGCUUAACUACAUGACCCAGAUUGUCAUUAUGCUUUAUGAGGACAACACACAGGAUCCCUUAUCAGAGGAACGGUUCCAUGUGGAGCUACACUUCAGCCCUGGAGUGAAAGGUGUUGAGGAAGAAGGCAGUGCCCCAGCUGGCUGUGGAUUCCGUCCAGCCUCUUCUGAGAAUGAGGAGAUGAAAACCAACCAAGGCAGUAUGGAGAACCUGUGUCCAGGAAAGGCAUCAGAUGAGCCAGACCAGGCAUUGCAGACUUCACCCCAGCCUCCUGAGGGCCCUGGCCUCCCGAGGAGAUCACCCCUCAUUCGUAACCGAAAAGCUGGUUCCAUGGAGGUACUUUCUGAGACUUCAUCCUCGAGGCCUGGUGGCUACCGGCUCUUUUCAUCUUCACGGCCACCCACAGAAAUGAAGCAGAGUGGCCUAGGCUCACAGUGCACAGGGCUGUUCAGCACUACAGUGCUGGGUGGCUCCUCCAGCGCCCCGAAUCUUCAGGACUACGCCCGCAGCCAUGGCAAAAAGCUACCACCCAGUCUGAAGCAUCAAGAUGAGCUCUUGUUUGUCCCGGCCGUAAAACGAUUUUCUGUGUCGUUUGCAAAGCAUCCGACUAACGAGCUGCUGGAUGACUAGCACCCUGUGGUCCGGUUGCUGCGCAGUUUUUCCUCUGACUGUACAGGGGGCCGGCCAGUCUCCUUGGAUGCUACGCUGGCGCAUCACCUGCACCAGUGCUCCUACCACCUGCGCCUCUUCCGGAACUGGCUGCGCUCAGGCCAGGAUGACCCCAAGUGCCUCUACAGUACUCCCUGCCACGAAGCUGGCUGCUGCCACUACCCUGGCUGGGACUGA
Molecule: messenger RNA, 6394 nt
Organism: Symphalangus syndactylus (siamang)
Lineage: Eukaryota; Metazoa; Chordata; Mammalia; Primates; Hylobatidae
Product: inositol hexakisphosphate and diphosphoinositol-pentakisphosphate kinase 1-like
Biological process (GO): inositol metabolic process; inositol phosphate biosynthetic process
Cellular component (GO): cytosol
Molecular function (GO): 5-diphosphoinositol pentakisphosphate 1-kinase activity; inositol hexakisphosphate kinase activity
Source: RefSeq, a predicted model, not a curated record